UUCAGCUCCUUGUUUCUGUUUGUUCCUCCAGAAAAAGCCAGAGAAUAUCUGCACAAAACGGGACGAUUCAUCGUGAUCGGAGGAAUCAUCUCACCGGUUCACGACUCCUACGGAAAACCUGGUUUGGUGUCGAGUCGCCAUCGCCUCACCAUGUGCCAGCUGGCCGUCCAGACGUCUGACUGGAUCAGGGUGGACCCCUGGGAGUGUUACCAGGACACCUGGCAGACCACCUGCAGCGUGUUGGAGCACCACCGCGACCUCAUGAAGAGAGUCACUGGCUGCAUCCUGUCCAAUGUCAACACGCCCUCCACCACCCCUGUGAUUGGUCAGCCACAGAACCAGACUCCGCCCAUCUACCAGGACCACAACAACAUGAACCACAAACCCACAGCCAUCAAAGUUUGGGGGAAGAUCAGUGAGAGUUUGGGUAAAAUCUGCUGCGUCCGACCCAACAUGGAGCGCUUCACGUUUGUUGAUGAAAACGCCAACCUGGGGACGACGGUGAGAUAUGAGGAGAUUGAGUUGCGCAUCUUGCUCCUGUGUGGCAGUGAUCUCCUGGAGUCCUUCUGCAUCCCUGGCCUCUGGAAGGACAGUGAUAUGGAGGUGAUUGUUGGUGAUUUUGGCAUCGUGGUCGUUCCUCGUGACGGCGUCGACACAGAGAGGAUCAUGAACCACUCCUCCAUCCUCCGCAAGUACAAGGACAACAUCGUCGUGGUGAAGGAUGCGACCCACCACCCCAUGUCCAUCGUCAGCUCCACCAAGAGCAGACUGGCCCUGCAGCACGGAGACGGACACGUCGUCGACUACCUGAGUCAGCCCGUCAUCGACUACAUCCUGCAGAGCCAGCUGUACAUCAACGCCUCGGGAUAGGGAUCCGCCUGCAUGAGACCCGCACCGUCAAUAUGGAGGACGAGGUGGGGGGGGGGGUCCUAACGCUACCAUCUAUAUAAACACCCCCCACCCCCGACACCCCGCAGAAAACUGAAACCUGUCUGUCUUCUGUGUCAACAUUUACUCUUCUUUGAGCUCCAACAGGAGCUUCAGUUCCUCCGUCUGUGUCAUGUGACUUUACCAUGGGGGGGCAAUGGGGCAUGUGGUGGGGAGGUGGGGGGGUUAAGUUAUGUUUAAAAGUCAGAGAUGCAUGGCAGACUUCUGGGCAUGCUCAGUGUGACUCCCCGUCUGCAUCAGGGUCUCUGGUUUCAUGCAUCAGGUCUGCAGAAAAAACUUCUUUCAUAAUUUCUUCUGAUUGACUGAAUUUAGUCUGAAAUCUGCA
Molecule: messenger RNA, 1273 nt
Organism: Poecilia latipinna (sailfin molly)
Lineage: Eukaryota; Metazoa; Chordata; Actinopteri; Cyprinodontiformes; Poeciliidae
Gene: nmnat2
Product: nicotinamide nucleotide adenylyltransferase 2
Exons: 10
Biological process (GO): NAD+ biosynthetic process
Cellular component (GO): Golgi apparatus
Molecular function (GO): nicotinamide-nucleotide adenylyltransferase activity; nicotinate-nucleotide adenylyltransferase activity
Source: RefSeq, a predicted model, not a curated record